AUGAGCUUUAUUAUGGCCGCCGCAAAUCUGCGUGCCUAUAUGUUUAACAUCAACGCGUGCCGUGAUGAGUCCCGGGCAAAAUCCAUACUCGUUAAGGUCAAUGUGCCCGAAUUCGUACCGAAAGAGGAUGUGUUUAUCCCAAUCACAGAUGCGGAACAGGACGUCGACAAUUCAGUGGAAGAUUCUCAGCGGAUGCAAACGAAUCGCACGGCAUUGCAAAAUUCCGUCACCCUCCCAAAAUUUAAGGUUAAUCUGAUCGAAUUUGAGAAAGAUGACGAUACUAAUUUCCACAUAGAUUUCAUCGUUGCCGCCAGCAAUCAGAGAGCUACCUGUUACGGCAUUCCCACGGCGGAUCGAUUAAAAAGUAAACUGAUUGCCGGACGAAUCACGCCGGCCAUCGCAACGGCAACCAGUAUGGUGUGCGGAUUCACAUGCCUCGAGCUAUACAAGAACCUUUUGGAAAGUCAACGUACACGCUUUGGGANUCAGAUUGUACUGCAUAGUCCGAUGUCCCUGGAUGAGCUGAUCAAAUAUUUCAAGGAGCAUCACCAGUUGCAGUUAACAAUGUUACUCUACAAGGGAACAAUAUUGUUCAACGUUUACCUGGACGCAAUGGAAGGCAACAAAAAGUCAUCCUUUUGUUUGGAACGGCUAGUUGAAGAAGGACAAAAGUGUCCCAUUCCAGACUACAUCAAGUCCCUGUACCUUGAAGCGCGUUGUGACGAUGAGGAUGGAGAAGGUUAUGACAGUCCGAAGAUUCGUUACCUUUUGCGAUGCACUCCGACCGCCUCCACGCAUACGGUUUGA
This is a messenger RNA of Echinostoma caproni, 807 nucleotides long. The record is from the annotation of a GenBank genome assembly. Lineage: Eukaryota; Metazoa; Platyhelminthes; Trematoda; Plagiorchiida; Echinostomatidae.